CUAUUAAAAGAGGUGUGUUCUUAAUGCUGGAGUAUAAAUGCUUCUGCUGGAACAACUGCUUUGAGAAAUGCAGAAACUGUUGGAGUGAGUCUUUCAGCAAACAGACUGGGAUAAAACAAACUUUGGAUUCUUCUGGCCUUGGAAGGAAAGCUAGGAAUAAGCCUCUUCUCCCAAGAACUCAGCAUGAAUAGAAUUAUUGUGUACGACAAACCCAAUUUUGAAGGCCUCAGCAAAGAGUUCACCUCUGAUGUCCCUGACCUGCAUGAAUUGGAUUUUGGUGAUUGUAUCUCCUCCUUGAAGGUGAGAGGGCAGCCUUGGGUGGCCUACAAGCUCUCAAAGUUUGAAGAGGACGGCGUCAUUUUUGAGGAAGGGGAUUAUGCUGAGAUUGACAACAACAACAGGAUUUCAUCCCUACGACUAGUUCACCAGGAUCUCUCUGACCCUCAAAUUACACUGUAUGAAAAUCCCAACUAUGAAGGUCAAAGCAAGGUGGUGAAGGAGGAGACUAACCUCGCCUACGGUUACUUUAAUGACCGGGUCUCCUCCCAUGUGGUUCAGAGGGGUGUCUGGCUGCUCUAUAAAAAUCCAAACCGCGGGGGAUGGUAUCACAUCGCCUGGCCAGGGGAACGCAUUCAUGACUAUAAAUCUGAGAUCAACUUCGAUGAUAAUGUCUCUCACUUGCAACCUUUGAAACCGGGCCGUCCAAUCAUUACCGCCAAGUUGUUGUGGGAUCAAAAGAAAGUGGAAGCUGAGCAUGACGUUCUGAUCGAUGAGAUUGUGGGAACCAACUGCACCGAAUACGAACAAGCGUUUACCACCAACUCCACUCGAGAAUAUACUGCCACGGUGUUCCAGAGCUUCCACUUCAGCAACACCACUUGCCUAAAACUCGGCUUUUCUUUCCAGGUGACCUUGGGUUGUUCCAAUAUAUUCAUAGUGGAGAAAGGCAAAAGCGAGUCCACUACCACUACUGAGAAGGUAGAGGUCCUGCUGCCUGCCAAAAUCCCUCCAUGCACUGAACUUUCCAUACAGGUGAUCAAGAAGGAGACCACCACCUCAGUGCCAGUGGAGCUCACCAUCUGUCAGAAUGGCAAAGAAAAGAAGGAGAACGCUGAAUACCGCAGUGUUUCGGGCCGUACCAUCAGCACCAGAUAUACCAUGAAGCCUGUCCCAGCAGCAACAGGCACAUCCCAAGCUAAACCACAAGAAGUAUGACAGAGGAGGGACAAAAGCAACUAUGUCAACUCUUGCACAUGGAUAGAUCUAGGAGAACAUUUUCAAGCACGGCCUGGGCCGAGGAUGAGGAAGAGAACUUAAGUUAUUUCUGAUUAGGCUCCUUUCAGAUUAAUGUUCUUGUAGUUGCAGAUACUUUCAGACUGAGAAGGAAGAGAAAAACAAGAGCCUGCUUUUUCUAGAGGUGGUGAUGGUUUCUGAGUUUAAAUAAUUAGGUUACGGGAAUAUAAUGAGGUUUGGAGAUAACAGUUUAAUCCGGAUGGCAAUUUAUAUAGAAAAAACAUGAAUAUUUUCCUGAAGAUAUAUUAACUACCUGGAAAAUCAAGAACGGAUGUAAUAAUUUUUCCUCAAUUUGAACAGUUAAUACUAUUCUUAGUACUGAACAUCAUAAAACAGCAUAAUUAAAAGAUCUACAAGGUUAUCUGUAUUUCUUAGUUAAGGGGAGGAAGCAGUGGUUGGUUGGUUUUAUUUAUCUGAUGAAAUUGAAUUUUAAAGGAACGAACAGUUCUUUAUUAACUUACAUAAACCUCCAUUCAAAGACAUUUCUUUUUAUUUUACUGGUCCAGCUUUAUUUCUCAUUAAAGUUAUCCCUCUGA
Molecule: messenger RNA, 1829 nt
Organism: Pantherophis guttatus
Lineage: Eukaryota; Metazoa; Chordata; Lepidosauria; Squamata; Colubridae
Product: epidermal differentiation-specific protein-like
Biological process (GO): lens development in camera-type eye; visual perception
Molecular function (GO): structural constituent of eye lens
Source: RefSeq, a predicted model, not a curated record